CCUUCCUCUUUCCUUUUCUCCCAUCAAGCCUUGUUUUUCACUCUUUGUUUGUUUACAAUUACAUCUCCUUUUUGCACCCAAACCAAACCACCACAAAACCAACUAUUUCUCUCUCUCUCUCUCUCUCUCUCUGUUAGAGAAAGAAGGUAGAAGUGGUGGAGGAGGUGGUGGAUAAUUAUACCCAACAUCCAUCCAUGGAGUACUUCUCAAAAUCAUCUCAUGAAAGAACAGAGAACCCAUCACCAUCUCCCUCAAACUCACCCACCACCACCACCAAUAAUGGCAGUAUCACCAGUUUAAGCAGCAGCAACGUCAAUAACCACAGCAACAACAAUGGAGUUCAAACUCCAGCGCCAAAGCCCACCACUCCCAGAUCUGACCCCAACAACCCUUACCCAACGACGUUUGUUCAAGCCGAUACCUCUAACUUCAAACAAGUGGUUCAAAUGCUCACAGGCUCCACUGAGACAAUUAAACAAACACCUUCGAGGCAACCCCAGGAGCAGAGGAAUUUCAACAUACCACCCAAGAAACAAGGCUUCAAACUCUACGAAAGGAGGAAUUGCAACAACAACAGCAACAGUAAUCUUAAAAAUAGCCUUAUGAUCAACACCCUGUUGCCGAAUUUUGCUGCGAAUAACUCCGGUUUCUCUCCGAGAAAGCCUGAGAUCUUGUCCCCGAGCCUGCUUGAUUUCCCGUCCUUGACUCUCAGUCCCGUCACGCCGUUGAACGACGAUGCCUUUAACAAGUCGAUGUCUCCGUCGCCGUUGUUAGCGAUGAAUAAUACUCCGUCGUUGGAAGAAGAGAGAGCGAUUGCCGAGAAGGGUUUUUACUUGCAUCCUUCACCCAGAGACCCAGCCGAGCCACCUCAGCUUUUGCCUUUGUUUCCGGUCACUUCGCCCAGAGUUUCUGGCUCCGCCGCAGCUUCGUCUUGAGGAAGAUUCUUAUUAAUGGAAGAAUUAUUAGGCUAUUGAAGAAAAGAAAAAAAACCAAAAAACAAAGUAAGUAUAAUUAUUUUAACUUUGUUGAUUGAAAAAAAAAAAGAAGUAAUUCUGAGUGUUUGAUUUGAGAUCCAGCUCCUUGCUCCCAAUUUGUACAAUUUCUCUUCUUUUCCAUAAGGAUGAUGAUAACCAAAGAAAAAAACUUUUUCUUCAGAGUUUCAAGUCUUUUUUUAAAUAAAUUAUUUAAUAUUCUGGGA
Molecule: messenger RNA, 1198 nt
Organism: Humulus lupulus (European hop)
Lineage: Eukaryota; Viridiplantae; Streptophyta; Magnoliopsida; Rosales; Cannabaceae
Product: VQ motif-containing protein 4-like
Exons: 1
Coding region: 195-935 (246 amino acids)
Source: RefSeq, a predicted model, not a curated record